Molecule: messenger RNA, 1655 nt
Organism: Gymnodraco acuticeps
Lineage: Eukaryota; Metazoa; Chordata; Actinopteri; Perciformes; Bathydraconidae
Gene: phpt1
Product: phosphohistidine phosphatase 1
Exons: 3
Coding region: 217-603 (128 amino acids)
Biological process (GO): peptidyl-histidine dephosphorylation
Cellular component (GO): cytosol
Molecular function (GO): protein histidine phosphatase activity
Source: RefSeq, a predicted model, not a curated record
GUUACUGCAUGGCGGAACAAGCGUGACUGUAGACUAUAGUAACCGUGUUCAGUUUUAUUGAGUUGAAGCUGGUCCAUUUUCAUUUUGAACAAGAACAUUUAAACGUGCUUCGAAGGUGUCCAGCUCCCUGUAUAUAUUGACACGGAGUUUGUUCAAAAAAUACCAUCGUUGUGUCUGUUUGUCAGUCUGCUAGUGAGCUCUCUGAGCAGUCAGGAUAUGUGCUCUCAGACGAAAGCUGCAGCCCUGAUGGCUAACAUCCCGCGGGCAGACAUCGACCCCUCCGGAGUGUUUAAGUACGUCCUGAUAAGAGUUCACAGCAGAGAGGAGGGGGACGACUCGGAGAUAGAUAUAGUCCGAGGAUACGGCUGGGCUGAGUUCCAUGCUGAUAUCUAUGAUAAAGUUUCUGAGGAGCUGGAGAAGGGCGGCCACCUGGACUGUGAGUGUAUCGGAGGAGGGAGGAUCCAACAUGACCCCCAGGACAAGAAGAUCCACGUCUAUGGAUACUCAAUAGGAUUUGGAAGAGCGAACCAUGCAGUAACCACUGAGCAACUGAAGGCUCAGUAUCUGGACUAUGAGGUGACCUGGGACAAUGAAGGAUACUGAACUGAACUCAGAUCAGCGUCUGUUGGACGCCCUUUCUCCUGGACAGUACGGCACUCAUCUGUAACCUGGAGCUUUUUGAUAACCCAAGACUAAGACUGACGUACAGCUUCAAGUCCUAUUCAAAAGACAAGCCGGUUUUGGACUUAUCUUAAGUAACAAUAUGUCUUUAAAAAAAGAAAUCAUGAUCGUAAUUAUAAUCAGUACCAUAGAACAUCAUCUGGAAAUCAUAAAGUAAAUAACACUCAUUGACUUGUUUUAGAGUCACAUUGGAACUAAUUGCUAAGAUAUGUUGUGAUAUUUCAUAAAUGUUUUAUGAAAUGAACUUUAAAGUCUUGUGCAUACUUCGUCUGUUGCAGACUUGUAUUCCUCUGGUCCACUGACAGGAAUGUGAACUGCUGAUGAAUGUUAUGCAUUCUGUAGCGACAGCAGGAAACAAACUAAGUCGCUGAGAGGCUGAGGCCGGGCCUGUUUGAUGUUGUAUGACACGCUAAAAAAGUACUCGCUGAGAUCUGAAGCUCUGUUUCGUAGUAUGGUAGUUUAAUGAAACAACUCGGUGAUCAGACAUAUACAUUGUUAUAAUCCAAGCAAUUGUAAUCUUGCGGUCAACAAAAAAAAUACAACGGCCCCGUGUCACCCCCUCUUCCACACACCCACACCUCACACAGGUGAACAGGAUUAUGAGUGCCACCCAUACCCAUGUGACCCAAGCCAACCAAUCAAUAUUGAUCAUGGCUCCUACGCAUUCAUUUUAGUUUUUUGGUGUUUUACGGCUAACACAACAAGAUGGAAUUACAACAUUGUACUAUUGUGUAGGAAAAAUGUAUUUAAGGAACGGGUAUGUCAAUUUUGAAAAAGAAAUCUCAGAAUUAGUCAGAUAUUAAAUUGGUACAUUUACAAGACAACACCUUAGAUAUUGUCAUAAUAAACAAAAAACUGAAUGCUAAAAGUUCAUUUUAAGCUAGCAUCAGCACAAAGAAUGGAAGCAGGGAGAACCGUCCCAUCAAAAGUGAAACAUGCCGUCAAGCAACCUAAUAAAUAUAAACAUUUGCUAG